Molecule: messenger RNA, 2412 nt
Organism: Priceomyces carsonii
Lineage: Eukaryota; Fungi; Ascomycota; Pichiomycetes; Serinales; Debaryomycetaceae
Gene: ACO2
Product: aconitate hydratase
Exons: 1
Coding region: 1-2412 (803 amino acids)
Biological process (GO): tricarboxylic acid cycle
Cellular component (GO): cytosol; mitochondrion
Molecular function (GO): aconitate hydratase activity; 4 iron, 4 sulfur cluster binding
Source: RefSeq, a predicted model, not a curated record
AUGUUGACGGCAAGAAAGGUGUUAAGGGCAGAUCGAGUUGCUCUGAACUUGAGAAGUUUAGCUACUUUAACGAAACCAAAAUUUGAUUUUGAGGUGCCUAGUGAAUAUGAAAGUAGAACUCCACCCUAUGGGAAGUUGAUUGAGAAGUUAUCUUUAGUAAAGAAGAUCUUUGGCGGUAAGCCUUUGACUUUGGCGGAGAAAAUUUUAUAUUCUCAUUUGGUAGACCCAGAAGACAGCUUGGGCUCGAGUUUAGGUCAACUUUCGAAUGUUAGAGGGACUGAAUACUUAAAGCUCAACCCAGACAGAGUCGCAAUGCAAGACGCAUCAGCACAGAUGGCUUUGUUACAAUUUAUGACCUGUGGAAUGGCAUCUACAGUAGUACCAGGAUCUAUUCAUUGUGACCACUUAAUCGUGGGGAAAGAUGGAGCAGAAGAAGAUUUGACAAAAUCUAUUGCUACGAACAAGGAGGUUUUUGAUUUCUUGCAGAGCUGUGGUGAGAGAUAUGGCAUUCAAUUCUGGGGACCAGGUUCUGGUAUUAUUCAUCAGAUUGUCCUUGAAAAUUUCUCUGUUCCUGGUUUAAUGAUGUUGGGAACGGAUUCGCACACUCCUAAUGCUGGUGGCCUUGGUGCUAUUGCCAUCGGUGUUGGUGGUGCUGAUGCUGUGGAUGCAUUAACGGGAACACCUUGGGAGUUGAAAGCUCCUAAGAUUUUAGGUGUACAUUUAACGGGUCAAUUGAGUGGCUGGUCUUCGCCAAAGGAUGUCAUUACAUAUUUGGCAGGUGUAUUAACCGUAAGAGGUGGAACUGGCUAUAUCGUUGAAUAUUUCGGUGAGGGUGUAAAAACUUUAAGUUGUACAGGGAUGGCCACUAUUUGCAAUAUGGGAGCAGAGAUCGGUGCUACGACUUCUACUUUCCCUUAUCAAGAAGCUCAUAAAAGAUAUUUGGUCGAGACAAACAGAGGACCAAUUUCAGAGGCAGCUGAUAUAGCGAACAAUGAAUUCAAUUACUUGAGAGCAGAUGAAGGUGCGGAAUAUGACCAGGUAAUCGAGAUUAACUUGAGUAAUUUAGAACCUCAUGUCAAUGGUCCUUUUACUCCUGACUUAUCGACACCGAUUUCGAAAUUCGGUGAGACAGCAAACUCGAAUGGAUGGCCCUCGAAUGUGUCUGCUGGUUUAAUAGGUUCGUGUACCAAUUCUUCUUAUCAAGAUAUGUCCCGUGCUGUCUCAAUCAUCAAGCAGGCCGAAGCUGUUGGAUUGAAGCCAAAGAUUCCCUUUUUUGUAACCCCUGGGUCAGAACAAAUUAGAGCUACGAUAGAGAGAGAUGGUUUAAUCGAUACUUUUGAAAAGAAUGGCGCUGUUGUAUUGGCAAAUGCUUGUGGUCCCUGUAUUGGUCAAUGGGAUAGAGAGGACGUUUCCAAAACCUCUUCUGAAACUAAUGCGAUUUUUACUUCCUUCAAUAGAAACUUCAGAGCAAGAAAUGAUGGAAACAGAAAUACAAUGAACUUCUUGACCUCUCCUGAUAUGGUUACUGCUAUGAUCUACUCUGGCAAAAUGAACUACAACCCAAUUACUGACAGUAUAGAAUUAGAUAAUGGUGAAAAAUUUAGAUUUGAUCCUCCCCAAGGUGAUGAAUUACCUGAACAUGGUUUCAUCAAGGGCCGAGAACAAUUUUAUCCUGAUCCUAAUCCACAGCCAAAAGCUGAUGUUAAUGUUAAUGUUUCUCCAGAAUCUGAUAGGUUACAAUUGUUGGAUCCAUUUAAGGCCUGGUCAGGAGAGGAGUUAUCAACAACUGUUUUACUCAAGGUAGAAGGAAAGUGCACAACCGAUCAUAUUUCUGCUGCCGGAGCUUGGUUGAAAUACAAAGGACAUUUGGAAAAUAUAUCUUAUAAUACAUUGAUUGGUGCUGUUAAUAAAGAAACUGGCGAGGUUAACAAAGCUUACGAUUUAGAUGGAACAGCUUAUGGCAUCCCAGAAUUGAUGAUGAAGUGGAAGGAAGAAAAGAGGCCCUGGGUGGUAGUUGCUGAGCACAACUAUGGAGAAGGUUCUGCCAGAGAACAUGCGGCUUUGUCUCCUAGGUUCUUGGGUGGAUCAAUAAUCUUAGUUAAAUCGUUCGCAAGAAUUCACGAAACUAACUUGAAAAAACAAGGAAUGUUACCUUUGACGUUUGCUAAUGAAAAUGAUUAUGAUCGCAUAUCUUCGGGAGACGUCUUAACUACAAAAAACUUGAAGGAGUUAGUAGAUAAAGAUGGCGAGAAUGGGGGAACCUUGACAGUGGAAGUGAAGAAAAGAGAUGGAACUACCUUUGAUAUUAUUUGUAAGCACACUAUGUCUAAGGACCAAAUUGCGUUUUUUAAAGACGGCUCUGCAAUCAACCACAUUGGCAAUUUAAGAAGAAAGGAAGAGAAUCUCUCUUGA